This is a messenger RNA of Piliocolobus tephrosceles (Ugandan red Colobus), 671 nucleotides long. Its product is annotated as protein-arginine deiminase type-4-like. Lineage: Eukaryota; Metazoa; Chordata; Mammalia; Primates; Cercopithecidae. The transcript has a single exon. Gene Ontology annotation, biological process: chromatin remodeling. The record is from RefSeq and is a predicted model, not a curated record. Gene Ontology annotation, molecular function: histone arginine deiminase activity; calcium ion binding. The coding region runs from base 96 to 656 and encodes 186 amino acids. Gene Ontology annotation, cellular component: cytoplasm; nucleus.
CCAGCGAGAAAGCUGAUCCCACUUCUUCCACCUGCUUUCGUUGUAGCCAUGCUGGCACUGAGGGUGGGUCUUCCUCUCCCGGUCCACUGAUUCAAAUGCCAACCUCCUCCGGCAACACCCUCACAGAUAUACCUAGAAACAAUACUUUGCAUCCUUCAGUCCAAUCAAGCGGACACCUAAUAUUAACCAUCACAAGGAGAAAUGCUGGGAGAGCCAUGGCCGGCCCAGCCCCUCCUCACUGCAUCCUCUGCUUCCCCAUCUGUCUUAUCUACAGCUCUGCCCCUGAGGACUGCACAUCCUUCAGCGUCAGCGCCUCUCCAGGGGUGAUCGUGGAUAUUGCCCACAGCCCUCCAGCCAAGAAGAAGUCCACAGGUUCCUCCACAUGGCCCCUGGACCCUGGGGUAGAGGUGACCCUGACGAUGAAAGCGGCCAGUGGCAGCACAGGCGACCAGAAGGUGAGUGUCAUAGCUGUGGGGUGGCAGUGUGGAUGCAUUUCAGCAGGGCAGCCACUCGCACUCUGUCCUGCUGUAAUCCACAGCACCAACCUGGCAGAACCUCUUUCCCUGUGGAAAAGCUUGUGGUGGCUUCUUCCAGCCAUAGUGUCCGCAGGAACAAUAAUGUAUGGCUGCCGGGGGUUCGUGGAGGUCAGGGUUUAGAUUAAACUCUAUUCA